Molecule: messenger RNA, 1157 nt
Organism: Cantharellus anzutake
Lineage: Eukaryota; Fungi; Basidiomycota; Agaricomycetes; Cantharellales; Hydnaceae
Product: ribosomal protein S9
Exons: 3
Coding region: 360-785 (141 amino acids)
Biological process (GO): maturation of SSU-rRNA from tricistronic rRNA transcript (SSU-rRNA, 5.8S rRNA, LSU-rRNA); translation
Cellular component (GO): cytosolic small ribosomal subunit; ribosome
Molecular function (GO): RNA binding; structural constituent of ribosome
Source: RefSeq, a predicted model, not a curated record
UUGAGACACCCAAGCGCCAGAUUCAAUAUUGACUCGACGCUGAGUUCAUUUGCAUCCGUGAACCUCGACUUCCAACUUUCAGAGACUCUGUACGUCGUUUUGCCAAUACAGCAUUGAGACUUUUCGUCAGUGAUGGUGAUGGGAGUAUGCUGGGAAUGAUCGAGUGCUGCCAUGAAUGCGGAUUUCGGCCAGUAGACUCUGGAUGCAAUUUUGGUUCAUUGGAUGUAAUGUCAAGUGGCGAUCAAUCUCAGCUCUCUCUUGCCUCUCUGAUAGAAUAAGCUUUCCUCUGCCUGGGUGCUCCCUUGACGCAUUCCUGACUAACUCCACUAGGAUCUCGACUCUAAUACCCGUCCAUAAGCAUGCCGAACGCCGUGCAAACCUUCGGGAAAAAGAAGACUGCCGUUGCUGUGGCCCGCACCACCGAGGGCCGUGGUAUAAUCCAUGUCAACGGUUCUCCCAUCAAACUCAUUCAACCUUUCACUCUCCGAACCAAGGUCUAUGAGGCCAUACUUGCGGUCGGGGCAGACGCCUAUACUCGUAUCAAUAUUCGCGUCCGUGUCAGUGGUGGUGGUCAUGUCUCUCAGAUCUAUGCCGUUCGGCAAGCGAUAGCGAAGUCUCUCAUUGCCUACUAUUCCAAAUACGAAGAUGCUGCGGAGGCUUUGAGCCUAAAGAAGGCCAUAAUUGCUUAUGACAGAUCGUUGUUGGUUUCUGACCCUCGGCGUAUGGAGCCGAAGAAAUUCGGUGGUCGUGGUGCUCGUGCUCGGAGACAAAAGAGUUACCGAUAGAUGCUUCCCUUGGGCGAUUCUAUGGCUACUAUUCAUUUCAUCGUUCCAUCAUCAUAUUAUGUCGUUAUGGCAUGCAUUUUUAUGAUAUAAAAAGCAUCUCGCAAUGGUUGCCUUGUCUAGGAUUGUUUUUCGUGAUUUUUUCACCCGGAAACGCUCUGUUUUGUCCUAGACCUACCAACUUGACCACGUUGGUUGUGAAGCGAGCAAUCUAUGGUCGUCUUAUCGGCUUUGCAUGGUUUACAGCAACUCCACAGGAUGAGGACUGUUUAUGGGGCUUCAACAGUUGGUAUGGUAUCGAUUCCAAGGAUUGUGUAUAGAUUUACAUACAUUUGGCAUAGUCCCUUCCGCCCUCUACUCUAUACCAACUUGUUC